UGACAUUAAAACUUGACAUUUGAAACAAUCCACAUCACAGUCCACUGCAAGGAGAAUUAGGAUUACAUUGGUCGACUCGGCAGUUCAGCUCUCCAUUUCCAGUCGACCUUCAGAAUGUCGGAGAAGUACCAAAGCCACAUCCUGGUGAUGGAGGACCGAGGCACUAACGGGUCUCUUGAGUCUACCGGUACCGCCAAGUCCCCUCAAGGUUCAACCGUUAGUUUCCAUAACGUCCACUAUAAGGUGACGCAGAGGAGCGGCUGUCUGUGUUUCAAGAGGAAGACCACCACCAAAGACAUUCUCAUAGAUCUGAACGGUCUGAUGAAACCAGGGCUGAACGCUAUCAUGGGGGCCACAGGAAGCGGGAAGUCAUCGUUUCUGGAUGUGCUGGCAUCCAGGAAGGACCCAGCAGGUCUGGCUGGAGAGGUGUUGAUAGACGGAGCUCCUCAACCUCCCAACUUCAAAUGCCUCUCAGGAUACGUGGUUCAGGAUGAUGUGGUGAUGGGAACUCUGACUGUGAGAGAGAACUUCCGUUUCUCUGCAGCGUUGCGUCUUCCGUCCUCCAUCAGCCAGAAGGAGAAAGAGGACAAAGUCAACCGACUCAUCACAGAACUGGGCCUCACUAAAGUAGCAGACUCACGGGUUGGUACCCAGUUGAUCAGAGGAAUAUCAGGAGGGGAAAGGAAGAGGACAAACAUCGGUAUGGAGCUGAUCAUCGACCCUCCUGUUCUCUUUCUGGAUGAACCCACCACCGGCCUGGACGCUAGCACAGCUAACUCUGUACUACUACUGCUCAAGAGGAUGUCUAGUCAUGGCCGUACCAUCAUCCUGUCCAUCCACCAGCCUCGUUAUUCCAUCUUCCGUCUGUUUGACAGUCUGACUCUGCUGGUUAGUGGUAAACAGGUUUACCACGGCCCCGCUCAGAGUGCUCUAGACUACUUCUCUAACAUCGGGUACACUUGUGAACCCCACAACAACCCGGCUGACUUCUUCCUGGACGUGAUCAAUGGAGACUCUACCUCCAUCACCUUCGACAGGGUAAAGGAAGGAGAUGACUCUGACCCAGACAGGGUUACCAGUUCCAGGCAGAACAUCGAGGACCAUCUGGUCCAGGAGUACCGGGGCAGUCAGUACUAUGGAGAGACCAAGGCCCAGUUAGAACGCAUCACCAUGAACAGAGAGUACAGUGUGAAGACUCCCUCUCGGACCAUCACGUACAACACCUCCUUCUCUACUCAGUUCAGAUGGGUCCUGAAGAGAACCUUCACUAACCUCAUCCUCAACCCUCAGACGUCCUUCGCUCAGAUUGGGGUGACUGUGUUCCUGGCCCUCAUCGUUGGGGCCAUAUUCUUCGGAGUGAAGAAUGACCAGAGUGGCUUACAGAACAGGAUGGGUGCUCUAUUCUUCAUCACCACCAAUCAGUGUUUCAGUUCCGUGUCUUCUGCUGAACUCUUCAUCACCGAGAGAAAACUGUUCAUUCAUGAGUACAUCAGUGGUUACUACAGAGUAUCAGUCUACUUCCUGUGUAAGUUACUCAGUGACAUCAUCACCUUAAGGACACUUCCUGCCAUCGUCUUCAGCUGUGUGGCUUACUUCAUGAUUGGGUUUAAAGCUACAGUGGAGGCCUUCUUCCUGUUCAUGUUGACCGUAGCUCUGGUAGCCUAUACAGCUACUGCCAUGACCAUGGCUAUAUCAGCUGACCAGAGUGUUGUGGCGAUCGCCAACAUCUUCAUGACCAUAGCCUUCGUCUUCAUGAUGAUCUUCUCAGGCCUGUUGGUGAACCUGCCCAGUAUUGUUGAGUGGCUAGCCUGGUUCCAGUACCUCAGCAUCCCUCGGUACGGACUAACAGCUCUCCAAAUUAAUGAGUUUGUAGGUCUCCAGUUCUGUGGAGACAUUCCCCUCAACAGCACCUUGCCCCCUGGUAUGACAUGCACGGGGGAAGACUUUAUGAAGAACCAGGGGAUCGACUACACCACGUGGGGGCUGUGGCAGAAUCACGUUGCCCUGGCGAUCAUGACCGUAAUCUUCCUGGCGAUCGCGUACUUCAAACUACGCUUCACUAAGAAGUUCACAUAGAGGUCAGGGGUCACGGGUUAAGCCUAUUGUACACCUUCCCGUUCCUUGCCGUCCCCUUGGUCCGCUCAACGAAAUGCUGCAAUAUCCAACUUCCACUUCUGUCCGCAUGGGACUCUGAAAUGUCAGCAUGGGACUCUGAAAUGUCAGCAUGGGACUCUGAAAUGUCAGCAUGGGACUCUGAAAUGUCAGCAUGGACUCUGAAAUGUCAGCAUGGACUCUGAAAUGUCAGCAUGGACUCUGAAAUGUCAGCAUGGACUCUGAAAUGUCAGCAUGGACUCUGAAAUGUCAGCAUGGACUCUGAAAUGUCAGCAUCCGAAGGACAUUUUUUAACGCAGAUGCGGACGGGAGCAGAUGUUUCGAUUGAAGCGGAAGUUGAAAUUAGGUUAUUUAGAGGUCAGGGGCAAUGUUCCUUUUAAUUGUUUUUUGGGGUACUGAGCAAAUUUCAGGUUUAGUGAGAGGAAACUUGAAAGUUGUGAGUAUUCUGUGCAACUUCUGAGCGCACGUUUCCACCGAGGCUGUACCCUCAGUUUUAGACAGUAGCCAACAGGCUGAACCCUUACAGUUUUAGACAGUAGCCAACAGGCUGAACCCUUACAGUUUUAGACAGUAGCCAACAGGCUGAACCCUUACAGUUUUAGACAGUAGCCAACAGGCUGAACCCUUACAGUUUUAGACAGUAGCCAAUAGGCUGAACCCAGUAGCCAACAGGCUGAACCCUUACAGUUUUAGACAGUAGCCAAUAGGCUGAACCCAGUAGCCAACAGGCUGAACCCUUACAGUUUUAGACAGUAGCCAACAGGCUGAACCCUUGCAGUUUAGACAGUAGCCAACAGGCUGAACCCUUACAGUUUUAGACAGUAGCCAACAGGCUGAACCCUUACAGUUUUAGACAGUAGCCAACAGGCUGAACCCUUACAGUUUUAGACAGUAGCCAACAGGCUGAACCCUUACAGUUUUAGACAGUAGCCAAUAGGCUGAACCCAGUAGCCAACAGGCUGAACCCUUACAGUUUUAGACAGUAGCCAAUAGGCUGUAGUGUACCCUUACAGUUUUAGACAGUAGCCAACAGGCUGUAGUGUACCCUUACAGUUUUAGACAGUAGCCAACAGGCUGAACCCUUACAGUUUUAGACAGUAGCCAACAGGCUGAACCCUUACAGUUUUAGACAGUAGCCAACAGGCUGAACCCUUACAGUUUUAGACAGUAGCCAAUAGGCUGAACCCAGUAGCCAAUAGGCUGAACCCUUACAGUUUUAGACAGUAGCCAACAGGCUGAAACCUUACAGUUUUAGACAGUAGCCAACAGGCUGAACCCUUACAGUUUAGACAGUAGCCAACAGGCUGAACCCUUACAGUUUAGACAGUAGCCAACAGGCUGAACCCUUACAGUUUUAGACAGUAGCCAAUAGGCUGAACCCUUACAGUUUAGACAGUAGCCAACAGGCUGAACCCUUACAGUUUUAGACAGUAGCCAAUAGGCUGAACCCUUACAGUUUUAGACAGUAGCCAACAGGCUGAACCCUUACAGUUUUAGACAGUAGCCAAUAGGCUGAACCCUUACAGUUUAGACAGUAGCCAACAGGCUGAACCCUUCCAGUUUUAGACAGUAGCCAACAGGCUGAACCCUUACAGUUUUAGACAGUAGCCAACAGGCUGAACCCUUACAGUUUUAGACAGUAGCCAACAGGCUGAACCCUUACAGUUUUAGACAGUAGCCAACAGGCUGAACCCUUACAGUUUUAGACAGUAGCCAACAGGCUGAACCCUUACAGUUUAGACAGUAGCCAACAGGCUGAACCCUUACAGUUUUAGACAGUAGCCAAUAGGCUGUAGUGUACCCUUACAGUUUUAGACAGUAGCCAACAGGCUGUAGUGUACCCUUACAGUUUUAGACAGUAGCCAACAGGCUGAACCCUUACAGUUUUAGACAGUAGCCAAUAGGCUGAACCCAGUAGCCAAUAGGCUGAACCCUUACAGUUUUAGACAGUAGCCAACAGGCUGAACCCUUACAGUUUAGACAGUAGCCAACAGGCUGAACCCUUACAGUUUUAGACAGUAGCCAAUAGGCUGAACCCUUACAGUUUAGACAGUAGCCAACAGGCUGAACCCUUACAGUUUUAGACAGUAGCCAAUAGGCUGAACCCUUACAGUUUUAGACAGUAGCCAACAGGCUGAACCCUUACAGUUUUAGACAGUAGCCAAUAGGCUGAACCCUUACAGUUUAGACAGUAGCCAACAGGCUGAACCCUUCCAGUUUUAGACAGUAGCCAACAGGCUGAACCCUUGCAGUUUAGACAGUAGCCAACAGGCUGAACCCUUACAGUUUUAGACAGUAGCCAACAGGCUGAACCCUUACAGUUUUAGACAGUAGCCAACAGGCUGAACCCUUACAGUUUUAGACAGUAGCCAACAGGCUGAACCCUUACAGUUUAUACAGUAGCCAACAGGCUGAACCCUUACAGUUUUAGACAGUAGCCAAUAGGCUGUAGUGUACCCUUACAGUUUUAGACAGUAGCCAACAGGCUGUAGUGUACCCUUACAGUUUUAGACAGUAGCCAACAGGCUGAACCCUUACAGUUUUAGACAGUAGCCAACAGGCUGAACCCUUACAAUUUUAGACAGUAGCCAACAGGCUGAACCCUUACAAUUUUAGACAGUAGCCAACAGGCUAUUGUGGCUAUAGGAGCAUAAUGUAGGCCUACCAACAAAAACCAAUGGAGUAAAUCACAUAAUAGCUUUUGAUUUCGCACACACGGAAAUGCACUCUGAUCUGAAAAGCGCUUUGACACCCGAGGGUGACUGAAAUACCAUUCCUGAGCUCCAGGUGAAAUAGAAUUCUAUUCCGUUGCGCUCUGCCUUACAACUUUAAUCUCAAUCAAAGUUAGAUUUAUUUUUAUGUUUGUUUGCAUUGAAUAGGGGAUGAUAUAACGUUGAUUAGAUUACAGAAUUAAACAUUGAUCUAUGUAAUGUAAAAACUAAAUGGGGUGAACUCAGGACUCUGCGCGUCCUGGUAUUUUUUCUGCGUGGCAGGGGUCAAAGGGGUUAGGGAAAUCAUCAUCAUCACCACCACCAUCAAUCAUUGUUCCAAACCAAUACUUUCAAUGAUUUCUCUACCAAUGUGUCUUAUCUACAGAUGUUUUAAAUCUAUGUGAUUUAUUUUUGAACCAUUCGCGUUUUUAUGACGUGCAAUUUGUUCAAUAUUUUAUCGAUGCAACACAAUUAACGUGUAUUGAUACCAAAUAUAUUGAUGAUUUGGUAAUCUGUAAAGACAGAUAAAAAAUACUUAUGCAGGUGAGUCCCUAGGUGGGUCCCAAACGGUACCCUGUCCCCUACUGUUGAACAGGGCCCCUAGUUCUUUGGACACAAGUAGUUCACUACAAAGGGACUAGGUUGCUGUUUUGGACACAGUCCUAGACAUUGUUUCUAUUUACGUUUUGUACUCUGUGUUUAAACACUCCUACACUAACACAUGAUCGACGGCACAGGAGGCUGGUGAGGGGGAGGACGGUGCAUAAUAAUGGCUGGAAUGGAUUCAGCCACAUGGAAACCACGUGUUUGCUACCAAUCCCUUAAUUCCGUUCCUGCCAUAAAUAUGAGCCCUACCUCCCCAAUUAAGGUACCACCAGCCACCUGUGACUAACAGUAUAAAAAUGUUAAUUAUACAAAUAAAACAUCAACGUUG
This is a messenger RNA of Oncorhynchus nerka (sockeye salmon), 5757 nucleotides long. Its product is annotated as broad substrate specificity ATP-binding cassette transporter ABCG2-like. Gene Ontology annotation, molecular function: efflux transmembrane transporter activity; ATP hydrolysis activity; ATP binding. Gene Ontology annotation, biological process: transmembrane transport. NCBI's taxonomy places the organism in Eukaryota, Metazoa, Chordata, Actinopteri, Salmoniformes, Salmonidae. Bases 115 to 2076 code for a protein of 653 amino acids. The transcript is spliced from 16 exons. Gene Ontology annotation, cellular component: plasma membrane. The record is from RefSeq and is a predicted model, not a curated record.